AUGCCCCCUUUAACUCCCAUUCUCGUGUUGGACUUUGAUGGUACCAUUACGACAAAGGAUACGAUUGGUACAUUGGCAGAAAUCGGCCUCCAAUUCCAGCAGCAGCGCGGGGUUGAUCUCUCUUCAAAAUGGCAGCAGAUCCUGCUAGAUUACAGCAAAGACCAUGCCAACCAUGUGUCCACGUAUCUUCCAAUCGCAGAUGACAGAUCCUCGCUCAAAGACGAGCUCGCCUUCUUGCGGGGUCUGAAGGAGGUUGAAAUGCUAUCAGUCCAGAGAGUCGAGAGCUCAGGCAUCUUCCGGGGCAUCGGCCUGGAAUAUCUUACACUUGCCGGUGAAACUUGUCGAAAGGAAGGGAGAGUCAAGUUAAGGGAUGGUUUUGCGGAGCUCAUGAAUGCUGCCAGAGAGAAGGGCUGGUCCGUCGCAGUAGUCUCCGUCAACUGGUCUAGAUCAUUCAUCAAGGGUGUCCUCUCAGACUAUAGCGUCGACGUUGUCGCUAAUGAGAUCGAGCUGAACGGAAGCAUCUCAGGGCCGGAAAUAGCAGGCUCAUCAACAAGGCAGGCAUCUUUGAUGACGUGCGAGGAUAAGCUGCGAGCCCUUCGAACAUUGGCGGCUCGGCGAGGAGUAGAGGAUGUUGGGGCGCUGGUGUAUUUUGGCGACUCCACUACGGAUAUUGAGUGUCUUUUGGCAACCCGAGGAGUUGUGAUAUCGUCCAACGCCGAGUCGAGUUCGAUAUCGACUCUGAGGAGAAUAGGGUACCAAGUGCCAAAGGUGGAUAAUGUUCAGGCGCCCGGAGGCACAGCAUGGGCAUCAACCUUUGUAGAGGUUCUCGAAAGUGAAUACCUGUCUUUCAAGAAGUCCACAUAA
Colletotrichum abscissum is the source of this 864-nucleotide messenger RNA. RefSeq lists its product as uncharacterized. Lineage: Eukaryota; Fungi; Ascomycota; Sordariomycetes; Glomerellales; Glomerellaceae. The record is from RefSeq and is a predicted model, not a curated record. The transcript has a single exon. Bases 1 to 864 code for a protein of 287 amino acids.